Penaeus chinensis is the source of this 801-nucleotide messenger RNA. RefSeq lists its product as uncharacterized. The record is from RefSeq and is a predicted model, not a curated record. Bases 170 to 685 code for a protein of 171 amino acids. The transcript has 4 exons. Lineage: Eukaryota; Metazoa; Arthropoda; Malacostraca; Decapoda; Penaeidae.
GCUAGACGAACGCCGCUGGAAGCCAACCUGCUUUCGCAUCUUUCAAAAGGCGUCGAGAGCUGACUUCCAAGAACAAUAAUAUUCCAUUCAGCUUUCCCACCGACUCCUGAAAUAACCGAUAGACGGAAGAAGAGGAAGAGGAAGCGGAUCGUCUCGUAGUCGGCCGGAAAUGGCGGGAUGGACGGGAAAAAGGGUCAACGUUGCGUUUUCCAAGCCAGAGGAGCCAGCCUUCUUGAAGAGGUUCAAAGAACGUGUUGGUUAUAAGGAAGAUCAAGGGAUGUCCGAUAAGUUUGCAAAGAUGCCUGAAGCGACAGACGAGGAUCUUGAUGACAAAGACGACGAACUUCCUCAGGUGGUGAGUUUAAGGUCUGGUGACUUGACGCAGGAAGAAUACGACCAACUGCGCUCAGAGGGCAAACUCGACGACCUAUUGGAGGAAGGGGAGGGCGAAGUUCAAGGGCCAAAAACAAGAGAAGAAGUGGACGCACCGGCUGACGGAAAGAUAAUUUUCCGUAAACCGGCGAAGAGAAGUGGAGACGAAAAGGAUGGAAAGGGCACGGAGAAGAAGCAAAAGGGAGAGGAUAAGAACGAGAAGCGGGAGAAGAAGAGCAAAAAGGAGAAGGAAAAAGAAUUGAAGAAGAUUAAACUUUUAUCGUUCAAUGAAGACGAGGAAGAAGAGGAUUGAAGAUUUUUUUUUUUCCCCCCAAAUCUCGGUUAUUAUUGUUUUUUUCUUUGUUUGGCUAAACAAUUUGUAAAACAUAUUGUUAAGUAUUUUUAUAGAAAUACACUGGAUUAAUGUCA